This is a messenger RNA of Adineta ricciae, 735 nucleotides long. NCBI's taxonomy places the organism in Eukaryota, Metazoa, Rotifera, Eurotatoria, Adinetida, Adinetidae. The record is from the annotation of a GenBank genome assembly.
AUGGCAAGUAAUCAAACCAAAAUCGAACACUGGUUAGGAAUGAAUGUUACUUUGUUCAAAGAAUCAGAUAUCGAAAAAAGAAACCGUGAAUUAACAGGCGCCACAGAUGUACACAACAUUUACACGAUGAUCACAGUUCAUACAGGGUGUUGUGAGUUAGCUCUCACAACAUCAUUAGUUGAGCGACUUGAUUUGGAAUAUUUCGAUACCGUGUCAGUGUCAUCUAGUACAGAUAACAAUGAUCGUAUAAAAAGAUAUGGACCAGUGCUUCCAUCGGCGGGCCAGAGGGAGGGGGCAAUUGCCCCCCUGAAAUUUUUUUGCCGGCCCGCCGAUGAUUGCUUCAGUUUAAACCUGAUUUCGAUUGGAACAACAACACGCUACGAUGUAAAAGUUAUCGGUUGUGAUGCUAACAUCAAACGCUUUGAAGACGAAUACAAUGUUAAAAUUCAUCUUACUAAUGAGGGAAGCAGUAAAAUGAUAUUUAUUCUUUCUGCGAAGCGAUUCGAUGUUGAUCUGGAUUUUGUUGCGCUAGCUGUGACUGAAUUGAAUAUUAAUUUCGCUCCCUAUUACACGAUUUCUAUUUUUCUCUAUCAAAUGGCUUUUUCAAACGAAACGAAACUAUGUUCGAUAAAGCUUCAAAUGACGUCAUCAUUACGUUUCGCAAAACGGUAUUCAACCGAACAUUGUUUUGUUCCAUUAUUAACUUCGUCUGAAUCGUUUUUUUCUCAACUAUGA